AUGCCACAGAGAGUCCACAAGAAAUCUCGCAACGGAUGUCUCGAGUGUAAGCGGCGCCACGUCAAGUGCGAUGAGAGACAUCCCAUUUGCUCGAAUUGCCAUAGCGCCGAGCGAGUCUGUGAGUACGGAAGCCGCUCUUUGCUGAGAGCAGCAGCUCCACGGCCAGUAGUACAUGCAGCCAGAGCAGCUUCACCGCCUAUACCUCUCGGGAGUACACCGCGGGAGAGCCCUGAAAAUGAACCCUCACAGGCACCCUUCCGCAGCCAGGCCGUGAACAUACUCCAUAUCGAGCUCUUCCACAACUUGUACACCAAGAUCCGCACCAGCUUCGACCCCAACAGAUCUAUAUCAUGGCUAGCAGAUGGUGUGGACCCUACUACAGCCCCAUAUCUAGUCAACGAGCUGCUCGCAUUUAGUGCCCUACACCUAAGUACGGCACGACCAGAUCGCCGCGAAUACUACCGCUACCACGCAGCCCAGCUACAAACCGACGCGUUGUCCAUUUUCCAAGCGUCCUCCCCGCAAGUAACGCGAGAGAAUUGCGUCCAUCUCUUCGUCUUCGCCGCUACUCUGGGCAUCCACAUGCUCUGCGACACACUCAUCUACCGCGAAGAAGGAGGCGGCGACUUUGAUACCUUCCUCGACCGCUUCGUCCACUUCUUCCGUGUUUAUCAUGGUGUCCGUACCAUUGUUAGCAAAGCCUCGCAUAUGAUUCAGGAUACGCCGCUCGGUUUAAGUUUCAACGUGGGCAUAGAUCUGUAUAAAUUCAAUGGAUGUCUCGGGCCCGGCUGUCAGCGCCUGAUGGAUCUGAUCUAUAGCGCGAAGCUCGGGAACGAACUCACGGGAAUAUAUAGGGAGGCUGUGGAAUCGUUACAGUCGUGUUUGAAUGUUAUAGAAGAGAAUCGGGACGAGCUGCAUGUGGGAAUUAAUGCGGUAACUACGUGGCCUAUCCUGAUGAAGAUUGAGUUCGCGGAGUCUUUGGAGCAGAGACGGCCUGAGGCACUGGUAAUUUUGGCUCAUUAUGCGUGUUUGUUGCACCGAUUUCGGGAAUUUUGGAUGUUUGGGGAUUCGGGGCAGUUUGUUAUCCAGGAGGUUAUGGGAUGCUUGGGGGAGGAGUGGGAGGAGUGGUUAACGUGGCCGAAGGAGGUUUUAGAUGAUCUUAACUAG
Messenger RNA from Aspergillus welwitschiae, 1167 nucleotides. RefSeq names its product Zn(II)2Cys6 transcription factor domain-containing protein. Gene Ontology annotation, biological process: regulation of transcription by RNA polymerase II. The coding region runs from base 1 to 1167 and encodes 388 amino acids. The transcript has 2 exons. Lineage: Eukaryota; Fungi; Ascomycota; Eurotiomycetes; Eurotiales; Aspergillaceae. Gene Ontology annotation, molecular function: zinc ion binding; DNA-binding transcription activator activity, RNA polymerase II-specific. The record is from RefSeq and is a predicted model, not a curated record.